AAUAAAUUUCGCAUCUUUCUUCCUGCACGGCCCCUUUGUACCUCGCAUCGAAUCUGGGCUACCUUCUCAGCAAAGCCCCCUAACAUUAAUAAACUUUCUCUUCUUCUUCGUGCAGUUCUUAGAGAAACCGAGGAAUUCUGCAUUUUUCCAACUUGUAGAUAAAUGAAAGAUGAAUCAACCUAAGACUGUCCCAAAUUCAAGCUCAGUUCGCCCAUUACUUCCUCGGUGGGAUUUAGUCAGUACUUCUGAUAGCAGAGGGAGCACCAAAACUAUUCUCAGCUCAAGGCAACGGUUGCGUUGGACACAUGAGCUCCAUGAACGUUUUGUGGAUGCUGUGGAGAAACUGGGUGGGCCAGAUAGGGCUACUCCUAAAGGUGUCCUUAGAGCCAUGGGGGUACUCGGUUUGACAACAUUCCAUGUCAAAAGCCACUUACAGAAAUAUCGGCUUGCAGCGCACUCGCCAGAGCCUUCAGCUGAUGGUAAAAUCAAGAAACUAGAAGGCAAUGUGACUUCCAGCUCAGAUGGUUCCUCCAAGGUACAAAAUACUUUAGCACUUAAGUGGACAGAGGAGCAAAAGAAGCUGCAUGAGCCACCUGAGGUCCGGAAGCAGUUGCUGAUUGGGGAAGCAGACCAAGGCAAACUGCAGAAGGUCACUGAAGAGCAUCAGCAGCCUAGUGCAGAUUUAACUGAGGUGACUGUUUCAGAGACCCCUGUCCCCGUCACUGUUGGCAACCUCCCGGAAUCUGUCAAGACUGAACCAUCUGUUCCAACUUCAACGUCUGGGUCCUCCUCCCAAGAUAAGGCUGCCAAUGAAUGCUCCCCUGCUCCCGUCUCAGAUGACAACUCCCACAAAUCUGUCCAGACUAAACAAUCAGCCCCAUCUUCAGUCAAGUCUCCCCUCCAAGAUGAGGUUGCCAAGGAAUGUGCACCUGACCCUGUCUCAGCUGACCCAAAAUCAGUCAGGACUGAACCAUCAACUACUGUUCCAGCUUCUGGGUCUCCCAUCAAGGACAAGGCUACCAUGACACACCCUGAUUCUGCGGUUGAAUCUUUCUCAUCUUCCCGUGAAACAUCUGUUUUGGAUAGUACUGAUCGCCUUGUUGGAUCCCCAGCUGAGACUCCAGAUGGUGAGAAGUUAGCAAAGAAACAGCGAGUGGACGAGGGACCAGCAUGUUAAUAACCAAAGAUAAGAGUUGCAUACUACAACCAGAGUUGGAGGUUGGCCUAGGCUUGGUUAGCUGUAGCUCCCCGUGCAAAGUAGCUUGAUCCUUAAAGUGACAUCCUGGGCAAUGAAGAGUGGUUUGCAUGUUUCAGGCAAUGAUAUAUGAUACUUGUGUAUGAAUGUUGUAUGCACUUCAAAGCUUUAUCUAUUUCUCUUUUUUGUAUUGUAGUUUUUCUAGUUUCCGAGAAGUAUUAACUGUCUGGUUGAAGAACUAGGAGCUGUAUCUGGGAUUUGUACUGUCAUUUCAUAUUUUUUCUGAGGCUUGUUCUUUUGCUCAUUCUUUUA
This is a messenger RNA of Telopea speciosissima, 1507 nucleotides long. Its product is annotated as myb family transcription factor PHL7-like. The coding region runs from base 170 to 1177 and encodes 335 amino acids. Gene Ontology annotation, molecular function: DNA-binding transcription factor activity; DNA binding. NCBI's taxonomy places the organism in Eukaryota, Viridiplantae, Streptophyta, Magnoliopsida, Proteales, Proteaceae. The record is from RefSeq and is a predicted model, not a curated record. The transcript has 7 exons.